Molecule: messenger RNA, 477 nt
Organism: Racocetra persica
Lineage: Eukaryota; Fungi; Glomeromycota; Glomeromycetes; Diversisporales; Gigasporaceae
Source: the annotation of a GenBank genome assembly
AUGGGUAACCCAUAUUUAUCAACGAGUCCUCGAGAUUUAUGGUCCAACCAAUGGCAUCAAAUAUAUAAUGAAGUUUUUCAAGAAUUUGGCUAUCUUCCUGUCAAAAACUAUUUUAAACACAGCAAAGCCCUUGGGUGCGCGCUUGGAAUAUGUGCUGCUUUUUUGAUAAGUGGAUUAUUUCAUGAUUAUAUAGCAAUAGUGUCUUUUAAUCAUUUUUCGAUAGAUUAUACAAUUUUUUUCUUAUUUCAUGGAAUACUUUUGGUUUUGUGGGAAGCUGUUGAAGGUGAUAUUUUAGGAAGAGGAAAGGACUUUAAAGAUAGUCUUGGAAUCAAAGUUUUUAAAAUGUCUUUGUUUUUACCAAUUGCUGCCUUUAUUUUGCCAUUGUUUGUGGAACCUUAUAUUAAGGGAAUAUAUAUUGAGUCACAUCUGAAUAUAUAUACGAAUUUAACAAAAUGGUCUAAUGGGACAGCAAUAUAA